This is a messenger RNA of Lolium rigidum, 1171 nucleotides long. RefSeq lists its product as uncharacterized. NCBI's taxonomy places the organism in Eukaryota, Viridiplantae, Streptophyta, Magnoliopsida, Poales, Poaceae. The record is from RefSeq and is a predicted model, not a curated record. The coding region runs from base 1 to 1086 and encodes 361 amino acids. The transcript has 3 exons.
AUGGCGCGCUGGCUCGACGUCCUCGCCGCCAAGGGCGUCAAAGAACUCAUCUUUGUCAACCGCCCCUGGCCGGUCGACCUGCGCCUCCCCGCCACGCUCUUCAGCUGCGCCUCCCUCACCCGCCUCUACCUCGGAGUCUGGAGGCUCCCGGACACCGCCGCCGUGCCGCGCCGCGCCACCUUCCCCAACCUCCUGGAGCUCGGCCUCUGCUUCACUGUCAUGGAGGACCGGGACCUCGCCUUCAUCCUCGAAAGAAGCCCUGUUCUCGAGACUCUCGUCAUCACGGGAAGCCAGACUGGAGUGCGCCUCCGCCUGGUCAGUCACAGCCUGCGGUGCCUGCUGCUGGGCCUUACCUACUUGGAGGACAUCGAUGUGGUGGAUGCCCCUCGCCUGGAGAGGCUCAUUCAGUGGACAAAUUUUGGCGAGCACAGCAGCAGUAAGGGUAUGCUGCGCCCCUCCAUGAUCAAGAUUGGCCAUGCACCCAAACUGCGUAUGCUGGGAUACCAUGAGCCAGGAGAUAGUGACAUCGAGAUUACCAAAACUGUCACUGUGGCUGGCACCAAGGAGAAAAUUGUCCCCAGUGUCAAUAUCUUGGCCAUAGAGGUGCAAUUUGGAGUGCGCAGUGCUCUCAAGAAAGUGCCUGGCUACCUCAGAAGUUUCCCAAAUCUCCAGACGCUCCAUGUCCAGUCCAAGAGAGCUGAAGAGCCCACUGGCAAGGUCAAUCUCAAGUUCUUGCAGGAGGGCGGUCCCAUCAAAUGUGUCGUGCAGAUGCUGAAGAAGGUGUUCUUCUAUGAGUUCCAAGGGUCGAAGAAUGAGGUUGCUUUCCUCAAGUUCAUCGCAGAGAGAGCUCGGGUGCUGGAGAAGAUGGUGGUUGUGGUGGCAAGUGAAUGUUUCUCAUCGGGGGCUAAUGUGAAUGUCAAACUGAAGCCCCUGAUAAGUGCAAACUGGAUUAGUCAAGCUUGUAAACUUCAGCUCUUCAAGAGCCCACGCACUCACGGGGGACCUCCGAUUUUCUGCCAGCAACGAGCAUCUGACCUUUCGUUUCCUGAUCCUUUUGACCUCGUCUACUAUCAAGAAUCUCUGUAAGUGCUGAAGUUUAACUAGUGGCACCAUGCCUAGCUUGUAGAAGACUACUUGCACCUAGACUUUUAUCGGACUUGCAGCAGCUAAU